Messenger RNA from Pelobates fuscus (common spadefoot toad), 1631 nucleotides. It is a transcript of the gene NSL1, whose product is annotated as NSL1 component of MIS12 kinetochore complex. Gene Ontology annotation, biological process: mitotic sister chromatid segregation. Bases 227 to 1345 code for a protein of 372 amino acids. The record is from RefSeq and is a predicted model, not a curated record. The transcript has 6 exons. Gene Ontology annotation, cellular component: kinetochore; MIS12/MIND type complex. Lineage: Eukaryota; Metazoa; Chordata; Amphibia; Anura; Pelobatidae.
AGCAGCAUCCAGGACCCCCAGUGGGAGUGAAGCCAGGACCCCAGCAGUAUCCAGGACCCCCAGUGGGAGUGAAGCCAGGACCCCAGCAGCACCUGGGGCCCCCAGUGAAGUGAGGGUUCCUGUAAUAUUGGGGCCCACCUUUCAUAAAAGAGCCACAGACCCUGCAGCACUCAGGGCCCCAGAAGCACCCAGGACCCCCAGUGAAGAGAGGGCACCUGUAAUACCGAUGCCCACCUUUGAUAAAAGAGACCCUGCAGCACCCAGGCCCCCCUAUGAAAGGAAGACCUCUGGUGAGAUCACAGUUGGACUCUUCCCUGAUAAAAGAAACAGUGUCCAUGUAGCCACAGGGGCUUUGGACAUGGCAGCACCCACCAGUGGAAGCGGAGACCAAACCUGUAUAUCAACAGGACCCUCUCAUUGUGGCGCCAGGGCUUCUGUAGCAUCUGGAUUAUCUAAGGAAAGCGGAGUCAGCGCCCCUGUACCAACUGGACCCUAUAGUGAGAGCGGCGACAGAAGCCCUGUAGAAGCGGGUACCUCUGGUGAUGGCGGGGGCAAGGUCCCUGUGGCAGCGGGUACCUCCCUUGUAGAAUAUGUUAAGGAUUACAGAGUUUGCUGCUUUAAUAAAAAAAUAGUUCAGGAUGUGUUGGAAAUGUGCACAGAGUUCAGCAAAGAGGUUGUGGAGAGCCAGCAAUACCUUGGCCAAGAGAGGAGAGAGCAGGAGCUAAAGAACUGUGUUUGGGAUUUCCAAACAUUGUUUCAGGAGAAUGUAAGCAUUAAUGGACAGUCGUGGUACGAGGCUGCAGAAACUCAGGAUGAACCUGACCUUAAACUCUUAGAAGAUAAACUGGAUGACUUAAUUGUAGAGACUACAAGAAAGAGGAAAAAACAUCCUAGAAAAAUUCUUGCUCAUGUAAUCAAAGUAUUAAAGACUGAAAGAGAGAUAUUGGGGCAAUACAAACCUGUUGUAACUCCAGAAGAGUUUAAACUUGAUUCAGGGCUUGUAUCGCGCAUGGGAGAACUUACAGCAACCACGUCCACUGUGUCUAAACAGAUUAGUGACACAAUGAAGGCCCUUCCAGCUCAAAUUGAGAAGGCAAAAGGCUUUUCAGAGGUGCUUAGUAUACAGCCUACCUUGGUGAGCUCUCGAAUGCGCAAAGAAAUCUUCAACUGCCAAGUCAAACUGGACGAUCUGAUAAGGAGCCCUGCAAAGCCUGUAAAACGCUAUCCCACUGAAUCUCCAUCCCAGUCAAAAACCACACCUGUUCUAAAAAGAAAAAGGCCACUAACCCCUCAACAAAAUCUGUACCCAACGCGAUCAAAAAGGAAAAUUAAUCUCGACUCUUGAGAACCUGCAUGUGUGAAACUGUUACAGUAAUAGGUUUGCCUGGCAUGUUUUAAUACCAGCAUGUUCCGUCUUAACCUUGUGUAAUUUAUCUACAAAGUCAUUCAGUACUUAUUCUUUGUAAGCGUUUCACAAAAGUGCAAGGAGAGAUGGUCAACGUGCAAUAAUACGCUUCAGUGAAUGUCUAUAAUCAGAAAAUAAAAACUCUUCAGGUUUGUGGUGACAAUGGGGCGUUGCUGACAUUUCUAUACUAUCUGAAAUCUGACCGGUUAGCGUGUGUAAUAUUGGA